AUGGACGAGGGACAGCCACCACCCGGCGACGUGGUUGCCCCUCUCACAGGCGCUCCACUCAAACGCCGACGGGCUGACUCGGAGAGUAUCUCGUCGAUCGAGUCUAAUCGCUCUGUCCGCACAUUAGCUUCCGACGAUCUAGAAUAUUUCCAUGAAAAUGGACGAACGUACGGUAAUGAAACGUACUACCUACCAUGCGUAUACAAGCAGCACAACGACUUCAUAGAGCAGGAUCGUUUGUCUCUACAGCAUGAAAUCUUCGUCCGAGCACUUCAUGGCAAGCUUACCACUGCGAAAUUACUGCCUACUACCCGAAGAAUACUCGACCUGGGCACUGGACCAGGUCACUGGGCUGUUGCCAUGGCGCGUCAGUACCCGCACGCGGAGGUUGUCGGAAUUGACAUGACGGAAUGGGAUAUAGACACCACCGAAGCCACGUUGGGCGAUGCCAGGGUGACAUGGGAGCUGGACGACCUUGACGUCUGGGGAAAAGAGAUGGAUGUCGAUCAGCUGAUCAACCAGCUCGCUACUCUAGAUCUAGCCAAUGAGUUGGCUAAUCGGACUCCCAUCGACGCGCUGAGGAAGCCCAAGUCAACGGUCGAUCUCAGUCAGCAAGGAAGGGAGCCUACGCCCGAGGAGCAUUUGACUAUUGAUCUCUCAACACUUACCCCCCAGCCUGAACCUGGCUGGCACUUUAGCGACUCCUUUGAGCUCAUACAUUUACGAAACAUGAAGGGCUCUUUCACGCACUGGGAAGACGUAUAUGCCGAGAUAUACAAGAGUCUUUCACCCGGUGGAUGUAUUGAACUCGCAGAUUGGGAUCUCGGCCAAGUGCCCAUGGGCCCAGGGGAGAUCACAGCAGCAAACAUACCCAUGCCUACCCUACGGAAACUCUACGUGGCGUUCAUGGAAGCAUCAUUCAAAUCUGGCCGUCCACUCGGCCUCUUCUACAUGCACCACACCUAUCUCGAAGAAGCAGGCUUCGAAGACGUCCAAACGACCCAAGUCAACGUGCCAGUCGGACAAUGGCCAAAGGACGAAGCGCAGCGAUCGCUUGGCAAGAUGAUGUUUGUGCUUGGUAUGGAGAUGUUUGAACCGGUUUGUUUGAGGCUCUUGACGCAGUGGGGAAGCAAGACGAGGGUUUGGACAGCGGAGGAGCUGAGAGCUGAUAUUUUGGUUGCGCAAAAAGAGAUUUAUGAUUAUGUUGAGCGGUCGGAACGGGGGGAGGUGGAGGGGUGGUGUGCAAGCUUCAAGUGGGUUACCGCUAGGAAAAGCUGGCACGCGGAGAAGUGA
Molecule: messenger RNA, 1293 nt
Organism: Alternaria novae-zelandiae
Lineage: Eukaryota; Fungi; Ascomycota; Dothideomycetes; Pleosporales; Pleosporaceae
Exons: 2
Coding region: 1-1293 (430 amino acids)
Molecular function (GO): methyltransferase activity
Source: RefSeq, a predicted model, not a curated record